GGGGUGCGGGGCCGAGGGGCAGGCGCUGACAGCUGCUUUGCCCGCACCCACAGUCCCCUCCCCCGGUGCCGCCGUGGGGUGGGACUCCCCGGCGGGCCGCGGUCUCCCGUCCCGCUCCCCACCCCCCCGCCGCUGCCCGGCGCCGGGGGUCGGUGCUGGGGCGGGCGCGCCGGGGGUGGGCGGGCUCCUUCGCCCGACGGCGCGUCCCGGACGCUGCCCCGCAGCCGGCGGGUGGSCAGGGGAACCCCCGGGACGAUGCCGCGGCUCGGCUGGGGCUGGCCGGCGGCUCCGCGGCUCUCCCCGGCCUCCGCCGCCGUCCUGCUGGGCGUCCUGUGCCUGCCCGGGGCGCCGGCCUCCUCCCUGCUCACAGGAUCGGUUGCAAAAUGUGAAAAUGAAGGGGAAAUUCUGCAGAUACCUUUUAUCACAGACAACCCUUGUAUAGUGUGUAUUUGCCUGAAUAAGGAAGUGACCUGCAAAAGGGAGAAGUGUCCGGUGCUCUCCAAGGACUGUGCUCUCGUCAUUAAGCAAAGAGGAGCUUGCUGUGAGCGUUGCAAAGAUUGCAGUUUUGGAGGAAAUACGUACAACAGCUCCAUGAAAUGGCACCUCCCCAGCAAUCCCUGUGUUACRUACCAGUGCCAGGAAGGAGUGAUAGUAGAAUCAGAAGUACAGUGUGUUGUUCAUUGCAARAACCCUUCCAGACUCAGGGGAAUGUGUUGUCCUGUGUGCCCAGGUUGUGUAUUUGAAGGGAGACUUUACAAUGAAGGAGAAGAAUUUAGGCCUGAAGGAAAUAAAUGUACGAAGUGCUCUUGUAUUGGUGGCAGGACACAGUGUAUCCAAGAAGUGUGCCCCAUUCUCUCAUGUCCUCAGCACCUCAGUCACAUCCCUGCUGGAGAGUGUUGCCCCAAAUGCUUAGGACAGAGGAAAGUGUUUGACCUCCCAUUUGGAAGCUGCCUCUUUCACAGCAACGUGUAUGAUAAUGGUUCCUCAUUUAUGUAUGACAACUGCACAAUGUGUACAUGCAAGGAUUCAACAGUAAUAUGUAAGAAGAGGUGCUUACUUCCUGGUGAAUGCAAUAAAAACAAAGACCACUGCUGCAAGGAGUGUGUCUCAUAUAUCUCACCUGAGGAGGUGAAAGUGUGCAAGUUCGGCAAUAAGAUCUUCCAGGAUGGAGAGAUGUGGUCCUCUGUGAACUGCACCAUCUGUGCUUGUGUGAAAGGCAAGACGGAGUGUCGCAAGAAACAGUGCAUUCCAGUCAGCAGCUGUCCUCAUGGUAAAAUCCUGAACAGAAAAGGAUGCUGUCCGAUUUGCACUGAAAAGCCUGGAGUUUGCACUGUAUUUGGAGAUCCUCACUACAACACUUUUGAUGGACGGACAUUUAACUUUCAGGGAACAUGUCAGUACGUUUUGACAAAAGACUGCUCCUCCUCUGCCUCGCCCUUUCAGGUGCUGGUAAAAAACGAUGCCCGUCGGACCCGUUCUUUCUCCUGGACAAAGUCAGUGGACAUUGUGUUGGGCAGAAGCACAAUCAGCCUCCAGCAGCACCUCACAGUGAAGUGGAAUGGGACCCGAAUUUCACUACCUUGCGAGACACCACAAUUUCAGAUCGAUUUGGAUGGUUAUUUGCUGAAAGUGACAACCAAAGCGGGCUUGGAAAUCUCAUGGGAUGGAGACAGUUUUGUGGAAGUCAUGGCUGCACCGCAUCUGAAAGGCAAACUCUGUGGUCUGUGUGGCAAUUACAAUGGGCACAAGCGAGAUGACCUGAUUGGGGGGGAUGGAAAUUUUAAAUUUGAUGUCGACGACUUUGCUGAAUCCUGGCGUGUGGAGUCCAAUGAGUUCUGCAGCCGCCCGCAGAGAAAACCUGUGCCUGAGCUCUGUCAUGGGACAGUGAGGGUGAAACUCCGAGCUCACCGGGAAUGCCAGAAACUCAAAGCAUGGGAGUUCCAGAACUGUCAUUCAACAGUGGAUUAUACCACAUUUUACCGGUCCUGUGUGACAGACAUGUGUGAGUGUCCAGUCCAUAAAAACUGCUACUGUGAAUCAUUCCUGGCAUACACCCGAGCCUGUCAGAGGGAAGGGCUGAAAGUCCACUGGGUGCCAGAGCAGAACUGUGCAGCAACCCARUGUAAACACGGCGCAGUUUAUGAUACCUGUGGUCCGGGAUGUGUCAAAACAUGUGACAACUGGAAUGAAAUUGGACCAUGCAACAAGCCCUGUGUUGCAGGCUGCCACUGCCCAGCAAAUUUAGUUCUUCACAGAGGAAGGUGCAUCAAGCCAGUCCUGUGCCCACAGCGGUGACGUUCGUUCUUUUUCCGUGGACUUUAACGCGGGUGGUCACUGACCCCUUCGAUGCUCACAGCCAGUGAAGGACUCCAGCUGUUUGUGUGCAGAUUCUGCAAAGUACACAMCUACUCACAGAGUGUAAAUAUGCUCCUGUGUGUGUGUUUGUGUGUCUCUAAGGACACGCACAUGGCACCUAGAAAGAUAUAAAAAUGUAUACAGUGUGUAUGUGGACACACGUGUCCAUACACAAGUGCCCUAAACGUAAGUACAACCCRUAUAUUUAUAUAUAUGUCCACACACAAAUAGACAUAAUUUCUAUAUACUACAAAAGGAUGAAUUAUAAUAUGUAUAUUUUUUGCUAUAAAGUUUAUGUAUUAUUAUUUCUAGGACYCUGAUCUGUAAGUCAUUGUAUAAAUAAACCAGGUGUUUUUAAUAUAAUAUAGUGGCAUGAAAAGAUUGGAUGACUUUGCCAUUGCAUAAGUCUGUUGUUUCCAAGGAAACUUUUCUAGGGCCAUAGCACUGCCAGACUGGAUUACUUUCAACACAGAACCUGGAUUUACAGUUGUACAGGAAACACAUUUCUCUGGAGAUGGAGGAUUUAUCUAGGAAUAUUUCAUGCGUACCUUAGAGCUGCAUAGUGAUUGGUGACAGUGCUUAAUCAGGCAGAGAAAGCUGGGGAUUGGCUUUUAUGCUUUACUGAAAUAACUGUGCAAAAUUAUUUCCAAACCUGGUUGGACAAAAGCCAGGAUAGAGAUAUUUCUUUCUGGAACGACACCAAAGAAUCAGGGGCCAGAUUUUCAGAAGUGUUCGGCACCCAACAGCUCACUUUGAAAAUCUGACCACUUCCCAUUUCAUAUCCUAAUGCCCCACCUCUGUUGUUGUGUUUGGCAGUAGCCGUGAAUACACAAUGAGGAGAUUGAAGAAAAUAUUCAUGUACAUAUUAGCCCCUUAAACAUAUUUGAAACGCCUAGGUUUGUUUCAUGUCUCCCCCAAAUAUUAUGCAGAAAGCAAGUCCCACGCUGAAGCGUUUGAUUUCAGUGUUCCUUAAAAUAUAAAAUAAUUCCAGGCUUAGUAACUCAUUUAAUUUAUCAGCAUGGUUUAGAAGAAAGACAAAUUCACCCCACCAGAAAACAGUAGAGAAUGUCAAAUGCUAAUUGGAGAGCUGCAAUUUAUUUCCUUAGUGGUCUUUUGGUUGAGAUUUAUGAACAUGUGGGCUCUGUGAAGUUUGCAUGACUUUUGAAGUCUCCCAGGGGAGAAGCAAUAAUAUGGGAUUUCAUUAGAAACUGUUAAAAAAGCCAUACAACUUUCUCAGGCCUGAAGGGACAGGGAACUAUUUUUCUUUACUGGAGAGCCCCUUUUAGAGCCUGAUGGAGCAGUCUCUGGAGAUGAUAGAAAUCUUUGUGCAUCUGAUUUAGGUUUAUAAUGAAGUAAUAUCCUCCCACACAGCUACUUCCAUCAUGUCUUGCAUUGAAAUUGCACMUUGUAAUGCUUUGAACAAUUUCUCUAAUUCUUUUCUCUCCAGGAAGUUAAGCAGGGCCUGAGUUUACAGUAAGUGAGUGGGUAAAYACACUUGGGUUAUACAACCUUUCUGUGAUCCCGCCCUGGAGGAAKAUGCUGAGUGAACCUGGUUAACUUAGGCACCACACUAUCCAAAAUGCUGUACCACCACAGUGUUAAAAAGAGAUGGGCAUAUAAUGCUAACAGUGUUCCAUGGAUGUUCAUCCAAAUCUUAAAUAAACUCAGCUUGAUCUUUU
This is a messenger RNA of Malurus melanocephalus (red-backed fairy wren), 4034 nucleotides long. RefSeq names its product BMP binding endothelial regulator (gene BMPER). The record is from RefSeq and is a predicted model, not a curated record. Gene Ontology annotation, molecular function: protein binding. The transcript has 15 exons. NCBI's taxonomy places the organism in Eukaryota, Metazoa, Chordata, Aves, Passeriformes, Maluridae. Bases 256 to 2295 code for a protein of 679 amino acids.